AUGAAUGAAGUAGAUCACAUGCUGAAAGGCAUGUUCAGAGUGCUGGAGGUAUUUAACUUCCUUGAUUGGUGGCCCAACAAUUCUUGCACGGUUUCCACAACACGCAAGCAGUUACUAGAAGAAAAGCAUGCAAAAUUUGUUAGAGAAGCUCUUCCAGAGUUAUUGAGUUUGUUGGCUGGGCACUUACAAGUUGAAGACAAUGAGAAAAAGAAAAAAAGUGCAGAUAAGCGCACCACGAGAGAAUUGCUAAGUUUUAUGAAGUCCGCUGGUUUAUCUGUUGAUGUGGUGAAGUCCUUGGGUUUAAUUUUAGGAGCCUGUGUGCGUGGAGAAAAAAAUGAGAGGGAUCUGUUGGCUGUUGCUACUGAUGUGAACAAUUGUUAUAGAUCUGGUUAUCUAAGCAAAAAAAAUGCCUUUCAAAAAGGUUUAUUUGAACAGUGGUUAUUGAGAGGUCUUGACUGGGCUCCUCACGGAGAAUGGCUUUGUGUACGCAGAGGAUGCAGACAGCCGUGGCCAGUGGUAUCACUAGCACCUCAAUCACAUCAUAGGGUAGUAGCCUCACCAGCAGCAGGGCAUAGGUUAAUAUAUGUAUGUGAGCUCAUUGAUGGCUUAACUGCACAUAUGGGAGAAGAGGUGGCCAACUGUGAUCUAAAAAUUCGUAGAUGUUCCAAGUCAAACAUUUACAUCCUUCAGCCUAUCAGAAAUGCUGUGAUACACAAGUGUCAUGACACUAGGGUAGUUUUAGGGCCAGUUACUGGAAGGGUUCGUCUGAGCGAGUGCCGUAACACUGUAGUUGUAUGUGCAGCGAGGUCGAUGGUAAUAGCAGAUUGCAGAGGAGUUAUUGUGCACACGCUCACUCCACAAAGGCCAAUUUUAGUCGGUGGACGUACGCAAGGCGUCACUUUGGCCCCACUUAAUAUAUACUACACAAAGCUUAAGCAGCAUAUGAUGCAUGCACAACUUCAGUCACAUAUUAAUAUGUGGAAUAGACCAUUACAUUUAAGUAGUGAUGGGGUAAUUACUGGUGCUUGCGAAGUAAUGAAUCCUGAAGAUUUCCAGCUUUUGAUCAUUCCAUUCACGCAAACCCCUCCAGUAGAUGGCAGACCCCCACUUCUUCCUCCUGGGUUGCCUCAUGAAUAUGCAAAGAGUGUUGAAGAUGCUGGAAAAUGUGUUUCAAGUUUUAGAUCUGAAGUGAAAGAUGCAAACCUCACUCCAGAGCAGCGGGCUAUUUUGCAAAAAGUCAUUGACACUAAAUUUAAGAUUUGGCUGCGAGAAACGGGUAAACAACGGGAGCUUGAUCAGCUCGAGAAGUUUGCAAUCACGUUAAAAUACGAACGGGUGGCAAAAACAACCUCUAUAUAGACUAGAAAUUAUUUGACCUGUGGACCAGAUUUAAUGCCUUGUUGCCAAAUGAAAUGCAUUUAGUCAGUAGUGUUAAGGUUAUACUUGCUCAAGCAAUGAGUAUUUUGUAAUGUAUUUAUAUAGUUUUAGCCAAUAUGAUACAUAUCUUCCAGUGAAAGAAAUAUUCAGGAACUUCCAAAUAUUUGUGUUCGUGUU
This is a messenger RNA of Macrobrachium nipponense, 1554 nucleotides long. RefSeq names its product TBCC domain-containing protein 1-like. Gene Ontology annotation, cellular component: spindle pole centrosome. The record is from RefSeq and is a predicted model, not a curated record. Lineage: Eukaryota; Metazoa; Arthropoda; Malacostraca; Decapoda; Palaemonidae. Gene Ontology annotation, biological process: maintenance of centrosome location; maintenance of Golgi location.